Daktulosphaira vitifoliae (grape phylloxera) is the source of this 3307-nucleotide messenger RNA. RefSeq names its product histone-lysine N-methyltransferase eggless-like. Gene Ontology annotation, biological process: negative regulation of gene expression; heterochromatin organization. Bases 231 to 3026 code for a protein of 931 amino acids. Lineage: Eukaryota; Metazoa; Arthropoda; Insecta; Hemiptera; Phylloxeridae. The transcript is spliced from 2 exons. The record is from RefSeq and is a predicted model, not a curated record. Gene Ontology annotation, cellular component: nucleus. Gene Ontology annotation, molecular function: histone H3K9 methyltransferase activity; zinc ion binding; protein binding.
UACUGAGAUAUAUUUUCUUAUUCGUUUGUUUCAAAUACAAAAUUAAUUUUAACUGUUAAAUAUUUUUCGCUAAUAAUUUAAAUGAUAAAAUCUCCAGAAUUAAUCAUUAAAGUAAUUGAUUUCGAAGGGUAUAUUUUUGACAAGAAGUCUUUGUGGACUAGUAUAUUUAUUUUUUUAUUUAAACAAAAAAUUAUUGAUUGAAAAGCUAUUUCAUAUUUUCAAAAAUAAAGAUGAAGUGUAUUAAUUCUAAAUGCUCAUCAAAAAAAAUUCUUAAGAUUGUCCAACCUUUUGUCUGUGAUUAUUUCAAGUUACCAUAUAAACCUGAUGACAAAGUAUGUAUAGAUUGUCUAGAAAAAAUAAUCUUACACAACAGUAAGAUGAAAAAACAACUCUCUAAUAGACAGUGUGUUUUUGAAAACGAAUUUGACAAUGAAGAUGACGUUUAUGUUUUAUUAUCUGACGAUGAAGUAAAUGAAAAUAGUAAUGAAAGUUUAGUAGUUAAUGAUGAAACAUGUAAAACACUUGCAGAAAAUAUAAACAUUAUUUUAAAUGAAAUAAAACCUUUAAUUGAUGACCAAACUCUUUUGUGUAAAGAUCAUUUAAAUAAAUUGAAUGAUAAAAUGAUAGACAAUAAAAGUAAAAUUGAUAAACUAGCAUAUCAAGUUGAUCAAGAACUAGAAGAAAUUUAUUCAUUGUUAUAUAAAAAUGAAGAAAUAGUUUAUAAACAUGAAGAAGAAAUAAAUAUCAUAGAUAAUACUAAUGCAACUUCUAAUUUGAACACAAUUACUCAACUGCCUGAUGAUUUACCUGAGGAAGGAGUUUUGAGAAGACGUUCAUUAAAACGUGGUGAAAAAGUGUAUGGUAUGAAACUGUCACUUCUUCAGCCAUGGUUUGAAGCUAUUUCUAAUACUGCAGCUAGUGAAAGUUAUUUUAAUGUUACAUUUUGCAUGAAUGGUGAACAAACAAAUUUAAGUUACAAAAAUUUAGCAUAUUCACACAUUUGUAAAUCUCGAUUUCCAGUAGGCACCCGUGUUAUAGCUAAAUUUACAGAUGCUAAUAUAAAAAUGACUAAUAAUUUCUAUGCAGGAAUAGUAGCUGAGCCUCCGAGCCAUUUAAAUGGCUAUAGGUAUAUGAUUUUCUUUGAUGAUGGUUAUGCACAAUAUGCCUAUCAUAAAAAUAUACGUUUAGUUUGUAGACAGUCUGAAGAUGUUAGCAAUGAUGUCCAUGAAAAUAUUAAAGAAUUUAUAAAAAUUUACUUGGAUAAAUAUCCUAAUCGUGCUAUGGUUAAGUUCAAUAAAAAACAGCGUGUACGUACUGAAUUAGACAAUAAAUGGUGGUUAGCUAAAGUAAUAGACUUAGAUGCUUCAUUAGUAAAAUUAAAGUUUUUAGAUCUUAAUUAUAAACAUGAAGAAUGGAUGUAUCGCGGAUCAAAUAGAUUGGCGCCAAUACAUAGUCAAAUCGGAAGGAACAAACAUAGAUAUAAAGCUUUAGCUAAUGUAAAUAAAACUUUAAAUCGACCUUAUGUAGAAUUUGAAUAUUUCGGACAAAAAAAAGGAGAUUAUUUACCAUGCCAAAAAAAUGUUCAUAUAGGAAAUCAGGGUUAUGUUGAAAAUAUUCAAAUACCUAAUAACUGUGUAAAACCACUCACUUACAAACUUCAUCAAUGUAAUUUAUUUUGUACCUUAUGGGUGAAUUAUGAAGUUUCUAAAACCAAAUCAAUGAGUGCUUUGAGUAUUCCUUUACAUUUUGGUUUCCAAAGAUCUCUUAUUAAAGUUAAAAAUUCUGAAAAUACAGUCAUAUAUACAACACCAUGUGGAUCUAAAAUGACAAACAUAAAAGAAAUGUACAAAUAUUUAAAAGAUACUGAAAAUAAAAUGACAAUAGAUUUUUUUGAUUUUAAUCCCAACAUUAAUCCUUUGGCUGAAUUUAAAAAUGGAGAAUGCAUAUUGUCAAUUAGUGAUGUUUCUUAUGAAUCAGAAUUUAGACCAAUAAGCUUGGUUAAUACUUUAGAUUCAUCAUCACCUCCAUUUGUGACUUAUAUAACAAAACGUAAAGUAAUGAAAGGUGUUAAUUUAUGCACAGAUAUAAAGUUUUUAACUUGUUGUGAUUGCACUGAUAAUUGUGAAGAUAAAUCUAAAUGUUCUUGUUGGCAACUUACUUUAAGUGGUCAGGAAGUAUUACCUCAUGUUUAUAAAGAUGACAAAAUUGGUUAUGUUUACAAGAAGUUGUACAAGUGUGUUCUUACAGGAAUCUAUGAAUGUAAUACAGCUUGUCAAUGUUCAGACUCAUGUUUAAACAGAGUUGUACAACAACCAAUUAUACAUAAACUUCAAGUAUUUCUGACUAAGAAAAAAGGUUGGGGAGUUAGAACAUUGAACGACAUUCCUCAAGGUAGCUUUAUAUCCACAUAUGUUGGUCACUUAUCCACGGAUAAUGAUGCAGAAGUUGAUGGAAUCACUUAUGGUGAUGAAUAUUUAGCAAAUUUAGAUCAUAUUGAAGCUGUUGAAAACUAUAAAGAAGAUUAUGAGAGUGAUGUUCCCCCAGAAGAUGAAAUCAGUGAUGAAACUUCUUGUAGUUCUGAUGAAGAUUUUCGCCCUACUCCUAAAGUAAUAAAAAAUAUGAGCUUGUAUGGUUGUGAGAUGUCUUUAAGAAAUGCUCAAAAUGCUAAUACAGAAAAAGACGGUACUCAUAGAUUAUCCAAAUUAAAUACUAAACAGUUAGUCAAAGAAAAACAAAAAUCAAUACGCAGUUAUUUUGGUGAUGAUGAUAUAUAUAUUUUGGACGCCAAAACAAGUGGAAAUGUGGGACGUUUUUUUAAUCAUUCUUGUGAACCUAAUACGUUUGUACAAAAUGUUUUUGUAGAUACACAUGACUUGAGAUUUCCUUGGGUGGCUUGUUUUGCAAAUUCAUUUAUUCCAGCUGGUACAGAGCUUACAUGGGACUACAAUUAUGAUAUUGGAAAUGUUACAGGGAAAAUUUUAAUGUGUAACUGUGAAUCAAAAAAGUGUAGAGGAAGACUGUUGUAGUUAUUUAAACUACUUAUUAGAUUAUUUAUUUUUUUUACUAUCAAAAUUAUGUUUUAAAUUACAGAGUUUAAUUUUUAUUUAUUAAUAUAUAUAAUUGCAGAAUUACAAAACAAAAAUGAUUUAGUACUGAAUAAAAUUUGAUACAAAUAGAAACACAUACCUUUUCCUUUUAAUUCAUCCUGUUCAAAAAUAAAAUUUACAUUAAUUUGAGCAAGGUUAGAUUUUUAGAAAGGGCGUAGAGUGCAUAAAAUACUCCAUCCACCAAUAAAGUUAAAAUUCCA